Caenorhabditis bovis is the source of this 1293-nucleotide messenger RNA. Lineage: Eukaryota; Metazoa; Nematoda; Chromadorea; Rhabditida; Rhabditidae. The record is from the annotation of a GenBank genome assembly.
AUGUUCUCACGUGUUGGAAGACUUACAACAUUCGGUGCUCACGCUAUUACUAACUGUCCGUUUCGACGUGACAAAAACUGCCAAUCUCAAUGGCUUUUGUCUACUGCGCCCACCGUUCAACAAUUUGCUGGAGUAGCACACAUAUUUUCCGACUCAUUUCGAUCGCCAUCGACAUAUGGAGCUGAUCCAUUUUUGGGAGUGACUAGCGAAGAGGAGAAAGAAGUUAUAAAGGAGUUAGAACUCUUGGAUCUUGAUAAUUGGAACGCAACAAAUAAUUCGAAAAAUGUCAUUUCCGUUUGUGGACGGCCUACUCUCAAAACUACAUCAGCUGCCAUACAGUCCUUGCAGGAUGAAGAAGAAUUUGACACCUUACCUAAUUGGAUGGACAACUUUCAUCCAGAAGGUGGAAAUGUGCCAUUGCAACCUCCACACAAGCUAGAAACUCAGCAAAGCGUUGAAAAAUUUGAUAUCGAUGUGGACCACGUUUCAAAAAUGGUCGAUUGGGAUGCGUGGAACAAGUAUCUCGAUUCCGAGGAAACGGAUUCAGGAGAUAUUGCAAAAGUUUUCAGCCGAGCUCCGAGUCCUGCCUUACAACUCGCACAAAGCCAAUCACCAAUGCACUUAAACACACCGUACGUCAAUUAUUUAUCCAGCAUUCCGAAGCUGGAGAUCGUCAAGCCCUUUCAUUCAGAUAUUCUGUUGAAAGAUGUAAAAAAGGAGUACGAGACCGCAUCUUCGUACGUUGUGCAAUCCAAAGAAACAACCGCUUACGACGGUAAAGUAUAUAAAGCUGAAAUUCCGUGGGAGCCCUAUCCAAGGGAUAAACUUGAGGACGAAGACUUGUUCAUCUCAGGACCGCUGAAUUGGGCUCCGAACACCGCUAGUAGUACACCUUCAUCAGUCCAACCAACUAGAGUUAUGAGAAGUCGUCGUCCUCCGAGUAGAUUUUCCGAUCAUUCAAGAUCUUGGUCACCGUCAUCGGACGAGUUCAUCCCAGAGGAAAAGCCCAAGUACAAAAAGCGUGGAGUUGUUCUCAAGCCGCAUGUUGAUGAGGAGACAGACAGGCGUAGAGCUUUGAAUCGGAUGGCAGCAAUUCGUUAUCGAGAGAAGAAGCGAGUUGAGAAGGAGGAAAGAAAAAAAGAGCUUCAAAAAGUUGUUGACCGAAACAAGAUAUUGAAACAACAGGAACGCCACCUUCGCGGCGAAGUAGAGAAGAUGAGAGCGAAACUUCAAAAAAUUGGGCACUAUGAACCGUAUGCUCCACCGAAAACAAUGUCUACAAAGUUUCAUUAG